UUUUAUUUCACUCCUUUUUUGAUUUUCACAAUGCUGCGCGCAGUUUCGUCCACGCUCUUCCGAUCGGCCGUCGCCUCGUCGCGCCUCGCCACCGUCCCCGCCCAGGCCACCCAGGUCGCUGCCGUCCGCGCCUACUCUGCCGGCCACCACGUCGAGACCGACGCUCAGUUUGAUGCCCGCUGGCUCGCCUACUUCCAGGACCCCAACCUCGACCUGUGGGAGCUCCGAAACGGCCUGAACACCCUGCUCGCACACGACGUCAUCCCGGAGCCCGCGAUCGUCGCCGCUGCCCUUCGCCAGGCCCGCCGCCACAACGAUUUCGCCCUCGCCGUCCGCACCCUCGAGGCCAUCCGCGUCAAGUCCAACCUUGACAAGAGCAUCUACCCCUGGAUGAUGAAGGAGCUCAAGCCCGUCAUCGAUGAGCUGCACAUUUCUCUGCCCGAGGAGCUCAACAUCCCCAAGCUCUCCUGGUAAAAUGGUGAAGAAAAAAAAAAUUGGGCGAGUUUGCCAGAACAGCAAGAUAUUCCUCCCAAGCGCCCAAGCGGCGUUUUUUUGGUGAUCAAAAGCAUGCUGCAUUGUUGCUUGUUUGUAUCUUGUGGCUGUCAGUUGUCUGAUGUGUUGCUUGUUUUGAACGUUAUUGGUGUGAGUGAGCAUGUUGUACAAAACCUUUUUUUUUUGUGUU
Messenger RNA from Capsaspora owczarzaki ATCC 30864, 682 nucleotides. RefSeq names its product cytochrome c oxidase subunit Va. The transcript is spliced from 2 exons. The record is from RefSeq and is a predicted model, not a curated record. Lineage: Eukaryota; Filasterea; Ministeriida; Capsasporidae. Bases 31 to 474 code for a protein of 147 amino acids. Gene Ontology annotation, cellular component: mitochondrial inner membrane. Gene Ontology annotation, biological process: mitochondrial electron transport, cytochrome c to oxygen.